Molecule: messenger RNA, 473 nt
Organism: Amoebophrya sp. A120
Lineage: Eukaryota; Dinophyceae; Syndiniales; Amoebophryaceae
Source: the annotation of a GenBank genome assembly
CGACACUAUCGUCCAGUAUGCUUCUACAAAACCGCGAGCUGGCGAUUGCCGCGGUGUGCCACUGCGGGCGUGCCCUCCGGUUUUUGCAUCACAAACUCCGCGAUGACGACGACAUUUGCCACUUAGCGGUGGCGCAAAACCGCAACGCGAUUAUUCUGAGUAAAAACGUCCCCACCCCAGAGUUGUCAUGCUAAUCUGCAUGCUGAAAAUGUUUCUCAUGCGGAGCUCCAUCAGAAGCCUUUUCUAGUCGUGUUUUAGAAUCUGUCAUGCUCCAAUCAGCAUGAAACGCUAGAUCUCUGAUGCUGCUAAAACUAGCACUAGCUAAACAGGAUCACACUAUGAGGGCAAACUUGUCAUGCGAAACAACCAAAGCUGGCUGAUGUGUCUAGCAGAUUUCCCAUCUUGACUCUGGUGUGGGGACGUUUUUGCUCACGAUAGCGAUGCAGGACACUUCGCAGAGAUUUCAGAACGCC